Messenger RNA from Mauremys mutica (yellowpond turtle), 2670 nucleotides. It is a transcript of the gene TBCE, whose product is annotated as tubulin folding cofactor E. The transcript has 17 exons. The record is from RefSeq and is a predicted model, not a curated record. Bases 653 to 2185 code for a protein of 510 amino acids. NCBI's taxonomy places the organism in Eukaryota, Metazoa, Chordata, Testudines, Geoemydidae. Gene Ontology annotation, cellular component: cytoplasm. Gene Ontology annotation, molecular function: protein binding.
CUUGUGGUCAAAAGACACCUACAACCAGACAACAUUUUAUGUUGACUCCUAUAUGGUAUAAUAGGUCAUGCUCCCGGGUACGACUUAUUGAAACCACCUUUGGAACUUGUGAUUAAGAGAUGCUGCAGCCAAAAAAAUUAUUCCUAUGUGGGUUUGAUGGGUUAGGCCUUUAGGCAUAGGUUAUCAAGAUAACCUUACUCACAAUCAAGCCAAUAGCCCAUUUAGAGGUAAGUUACCUAGAAAACUAAGGAAAACCACAGUCAAGACAGUGGGCUUUAUACAAGUAAGCUAUCUCCUUGAGCAUAACUUAUAAACUAAAACAAUAAUUGGCUACAAGAAAAUAAGUAAGCAUGAAUUAUACAGCCAAAGCGACAACACUAAAUUUGGCCUAACCUGAUUGGUUAACCUGCUUCAAAACACAGCGGGCAGAUGAGAUUAAAUGUGAAGAGCCUCAGGUGGCUGUGUGUGUGUGUGUCUUGGUCUAAGAAGUUAUUCUCUUUGAUCGGUCUGACCCGCACCCCCUGAACCGAGGAAACUUGAACUGCACCGACUAUCUGCACCUGGCCAAUGCAAAGAGCGGUCGACUAAAGGGUAACUUAUUCUUGGCAGGAUCGUUAAAUAAGUGCCUUGCUUGGACUGCAGAUUUCUCACAAUGACUAGUAGUGUGCCUUCUGAUGUGCUUGGUCAAAGAAUCCUGUGUGAUACAGAAUAUGCAACUGUGCGGUAUGCUGGUAGUGUUCCUCCCACAACAGGACUUUGGCUUGGAGUAGAAUGGGACAAUCCUCAAAGAGGAAAGCAUAAUGGCAGCCAUGAAGGAGUACAGUAUUUUAAAUGCAGUCACCCUACAGGAGGAUCCUUUAUCCGCCCAAACAAGGGAAAUUUUGGUGUGGAUUUUCUUACUGCAGUAAAGAACCGCUAUGGAUUGAAUGUUGAGCAAGAUGUUGAAUGUGAGAAAGAGAAUGCAUUAGUCUUUGGAAAGAAGACUGUGGAACUUGUUGGUUUUGAUUCUAUUAUAGAACAACAAAGUCAACUGAACAAAUUGGUAGACAUCUCAGUGAGAGAAUGUGCAGUGAGCCAUGCUGGUCAGAAAGAGGAAAUCAGCAGAACGUGUCCUAAUAUCAGGAGUAUAAAUCUAUCAAAAAAUCUGUUGCCUUCCUGGGAGAAAGUUACGGAUAUUGCUUGUCAAGUUCAGAAUCUGGAAAGUCUUGAUCUCAGUGAAAACAAGAUUAAAUUUCCAUCUGAUUCUGCUUCUAUAACCUGUACACUUAGUAAAUUGAGGGUUCUGGCACUUAAUCGAACUGGAGUAACAUGGGCAGAGGUUCUUCUCUGUGCUCCAGGGUGGCCAGCACUUGAAGAAUUGUACCUUGCUUCUAAUGAUAUUACAGUUUUAGAAAGACCCAUUAAUGUUCUACAGCCCUUGAAAUUGUUAGACCUUUCAAACAACCAAUUAAUUGAUGGAAGUCAACUGCAGCUAAUAGCAUAUCUCCCCAGAUUAGAACAACUAAUUCUUUCAAACACUGGAAUUUCUUCUAUACACUUUCCUGAUGUUGGAUUUGGAUGCAAGACUAAAAUGUUUCCUUUAUUACAACGUCUUGCAGUAGAUGACAAUAAAAUAUUGCAAUGGUCGUUUAUCAAUGAGCUUGAUAAACUACAAUGUUUGCAGUCACUGCACUGUCAGAAUAAUCCUUUGAUGGGCACAGAGAAGAACCCAGAGACAGUGAGGCAGCUUAUCAUUGCCAAAAUAGGCCAAUUAAAGUUUCUGAACAAAUCUGAGAUCUUUCCUGAUGAAAGAAAGGGAGCAGAGCUUGACUAUCGCAAAGUGUUUGGCAAUGACUGGAUAAUGGCUGGUGGGAAUCAGAAUCCAGACAAAAACAGACCAAAUGAGGAAUUUCUUGCUGCUCAUCCUAGGUACCAGUUACUCUGCCUUAAAUAUGGUGCUCCUGAAGAAGGUGAACUGAAGGGACAACAGCCUUUCAUUCUAAAAAAUCAGCUGCUAACUUUGACAAUUAAAUGUCCAGACAAACCUGAUCAGAAACCUAUAGAAAAGAAACUACCAGAUUCUAUGACUAUUCAGAAGGUCAAAGGCUUGCUGUAUCGUCUACUUAAAAUUCCUGGUUCAGAACUGAAAUUGUCCUAUGAAAGUUCUAAAGGGGGUAGAUGCCUAGUACUGAACAGCAGAAGAUGAAGACUGACAUGGAUUGGCAGAGGUGAGGUGAGCAUGAAACUAUCACACUACAUGCCCACACAAUGGCUGGCUCUAGUCACGGUUAGCGAUCUCUGGUUGAUAAGCACUGACAUUCACCCAAAACUACUGAGCUGCAAGUGGCUGAGACCUUUUCUGCUUAGGCUAGUUACCAACAAGCAGUGAUUCUUAAUAAGUUUUGCUAAGCAAAGCCGUAAGUAUAUUUAGAUGGCAUCAAGCCCUGGCAAGAUAGAAGGCAAACAUCAUGCAUUCAGGACUGCAAUUUAAUCAUUUAUGGUUGUUUGCUGUAUAUCCAUCACAGACAAUGGAUUCUACCAUGAGAAAAUCUGAAUGCCAUGUACCAAAUGUAGGAUAUAGGCCUCUAUAGGGAAUUAAUAAAAUUAAUUUAUUGCUAAAAUUUUUGGUUUUUACAAUCUUGCCUUUGUCUUUACUGAAUGUUAGCAUAUUCCGUUUUUUCCUACACAAUG